Molecule: messenger RNA, 1434 nt
Organism: Rhinocladiella mackenziei CBS 650.93
Lineage: Eukaryota; Fungi; Ascomycota; Eurotiomycetes; Chaetothyriales; Herpotrichiellaceae
Exons: 4
Coding region: 1-1434 (477 amino acids)
Molecular function (GO): oxidoreductase activity, acting on the CH-CH group of donors; flavin adenine dinucleotide binding
Source: RefSeq, a predicted model, not a curated record
AUGUCGGUUCCUUAUCUCCUCAACAGCCCCAGCGGCUACGUCCCCGCAUCAGAGAGAAUCCCGGUUAUUGCUCGGCCUUUUGUGAGCGAGCGAGCGAAGCAGACGUUGGAUUUGGUUGAACGCUUUGUUGAAGAAGAAUGUAUCCCCGCCGACGCCGUCUUCUCGCAGCAGAUUGGCGAAGGUACCGUCAAUCGCUUCGAUGCUCACCCCCAAAUCAUUGAAGACUUGAAGGCCAAGGCAAAGAAGCUGGGGUUAUGGAACAUGUUCCUGCCCAAAAAUCAUUUCAAGGAGGGUGCUGGAUUCAGCAACCUCGAGUAUGGCCUCAUGGCAGAGUACUUGGGCAAGAGUUUUGUCGCCAGUGAAGCCACCAACUGUGCUGCCCCGGACACCGGCAAUAUGGAAGUCUUUGCCAAGUACGGUACCGAGGAGCAAAAAAAGCAAUGGCUGGUUCCAUUGUUGAAUGGCGAGAUCCGAUCAGCUUUCUUGAUGACCGAGCCUCAAGUCGCCAGCAGUGAUGCUACCAACAUCGAGCUCCAGAUGAGGAAAGACGGAGACUACUAUGUUCUCAACGGCCAGGCAUGCCCGAACCCUCAGAAAUGGUGGUCCAGUGGCGCUGGUGAUCGCCGCUGCAAGAUUUACAUUGUCAUGGGCAAAUCUGACCCAACAAACAAGAACGUCUACCGACAGCAAUCAGUCAUUCUCGUGCCGGCUGACACACCUGGCAUUACCAUCAACCGAAUGCUGUCAGUCAUUGGCUUUGAUGAUGCUCCUCAUGGUCACGGCCAUCUCACGUUCAACAACGUCCGUGUGCAUAAGAGCAACAUGAUCCUUGGGGAGGGACGAGGCUUCGAAGUGGUUCAAGGGCGACUCGGCCCAGGCAGAAUCCAUCACGCUAUGAGAUCCGUGGGUGCUGCCGAAAAAGCUCUCGAAUAUUUUCUAGCUCGCAUGAACGAUCCCAGAAGGAAGCCAUUUGGCAAACAACUUGCCGAACACGGUAUAAUGCUCGAACGGGUCGCCAAGUCGCGCAUCGAAAUCGACGCUGCCCGUCUCGCAGUUUUGAACGCCGCCAUCAAGAUCGACCAGUCCAAUGCCAAGGAUGCUCUCAAAGAAAUCGCGGAAGUCAAGGUUCAAGUUCCAUCCAUGUUGUUGGAUGUGCUUGACCGGGCAAUUCAAGCAUACGGUGGUGCAGGUGUUUCCCAGGAUACACCAUUGGCCAACAUGUGGGCCAGUGGACGGACAAUGAGAAUCGUGGAUGGCCCCGACGAGGUGCACAUGUUGCAACUCGGUCGAAAUGAGAAUAAGCGCGGCCCAGCCUUGGUGAAACGAAUUGAAGCUCAAAAGGAGAAGACGAGAGAGUUGCUUCAGCAGUAUGGAUUGGAGGAGAGGGAUGCAUUGCAGCUGAAUCGAGUAAGUGGUGGAAAGUCGAAGUUGUAA